AUAGCCAGCCUCGGCGCGCUCACCACCGCCUUCACCCCUCCCGCGUCAUGCGCGUCCAGCACAGGCAUCCACAUCGUCGGCUGCGGCGCCGAGUGCGUGUGGUGGGCCGAAGGUCCCCUCAACAGUCCCGCCGCCAGCGCGUGCUACCCCUCAAGCUACAACCCUUCUCUAGGCCACUACUACAGCCCGGGAGUCUGCCUGUCGGGGUACACGGCAGCGUGCACGCCGCGACGGACCAGUGGAGACGUCAUUGAGACGAUACAAACAUGCUGCCCAACCGCGCUGGGGUACAGCUACCACUGUGACCAGCCGACCUUCCCGUGGCAGAGCAGUUUGGGCUGUAACGUGUACAUGAGGGAUCCGAGUUCGACCCUCAACUUUCCUACCGUCACAUCCAUCCGGGACGGGCAGACGGUCAUCACCAGCACGGCGAGGACCGAGGUUGGGAUUGGGGCGUAUGGGGUGGAGACACGGUUUCAGGCAAGGGACUUCGCGUCGAGCACUGAGGGAUUACCAUCACAGCGUCGAGCGAUUUUGAGAGCCAGAGAAUGA
Molecule: messenger RNA, 552 nt
Organism: Parathielavia appendiculata
Lineage: Eukaryota; Fungi; Ascomycota; Sordariomycetes; Sordariales; Chaetomiaceae
Exons: 1
Source: RefSeq, a predicted model, not a curated record